AUGCUAACAUCAUCCAAGUUAUUUAGUAGUCAAUCAUAAUUAGAAUGUAUCAAAUUUAGAUUUAAUUUAGAAUGUUUAAUGAAUAUUUCUACCAAAAUUUUACAUGACUCUACUAUUGAAUCAAAUAGAGAUUCAAAAAAUAUCAUCUUUAGCAGAAUAAAAGAAAUCACUCUUGAAGCAUUUUCUAAAUAAUUUACUGAUGAGAUUCAUCAUUUAUAAGCAGAAUUAAGAAACGAAUAAGCAUUAAAUGAUUAAAUUAGAAGAGAAUUUUAAGAAAGAGAAUAAAGAAUUUUACAAGAUUUUGAUUCUAAACAAAGAGAAUUUUAAUUAUAAUAAAUUAGAGAAAUUCAGAAUCUUCAAGAUUUACUUGAAGUUUAAGAAUCAUAAUUUUAAGUAUUCUUUUUAAACAAUUAUAUUAGAAAUAUCAAUCAUAAAUUGAAAAACUCAAUAAAUAAAUUAAAGACAUGUAAAAUAAAGAAUUAUUUUUACAAAAUGAAAACAUCAGAAUUAAAGAAAAUUUUUAACAUAGUGAUCAAAGAAAUAAAACCUUAUGUUCAGAUUUAAAUGAAUAAAGAUAGAAAAAUGAAUCCUUAAAUUUAUUAAAUCAAUAAUUAGAUAGAUAAAAUAGAGAUUUUAAAAUAGAUUUCGAAAAAAUUCUUAAAGAACUUUCAGAAUUGAAAAAAAAAUCCUCAUAAUAAAUUGAUGUAAAUGUUGAAUUAGAUAAAGAACUAGAAAUGCUAAAAAAUGAUAAUGAAAGACUUAAGUGUAAAAAAUUGCAAGAUUAAUAAAAAUCAAAGGAGCUAUUAGAUCAAUUAAAAGAAAAGAGCAAUAAUAAAAUUAAUGAUUUAAAAAAUAAAUUAAAUUAAGCUAAAAAUAUACAACUAUAUUAAUAAUAAUAAUUGGAAGAAUUUUAAGAAUUAAUGAAGGAAUCAGAAAAUUAAUUAAAUUAAUUAUAAUUAAAUCAUAAAUAAUCAAUCAAAUAGUUAGAAUAAUAAUAUAAAACAUAAUUUUAAGAAAUGGAUAUAUAAUUUAUGAAAGAAAAGUAAAACAUAGAAGAAAAUCUAUAAACUCAAUUUGAAUUUAAACUUUUAAAUAAAGAGAAAAUCAUAUAAGAUUUGAAUAAAGAACUAAAAUAAUUUAAAGAUAAGCUCUAUUAAUAUAGUUUAGAAUUUGAUAGUUUGUAAAGAUAAUGUCAAUACUUUUAGUAAUAAGUUUAAUAAUAGUCUGAAGAGAUUUAAUAAUUAAAUUUACAUUCUGAAGAACUUGAAAAAUGUAAUAGAGAAUUAGACCUAGAGUUAUCUAAAAAAGAUUCAAAAUUAAAAAAUUUAAUAUUAGAAAUUGAUGAUAUUAAGAAUUUUUCUGAAUAAACUAUAAAUACUCUAAAACUUAAUUAAAACUUAUUAAAUGAAAUCGAAAAGGAAAAAUAAUAAUAUUAAAAAUUAAUUUAAUAAAUUUCUGAGGCAUUAGAAAUAGAAACUUAAGGAAGUUUUUCAUAUUAAAAAUUAGGCUAGAAACUUGAUAUAAAAUUGAAAUAAUUAAAAGAUGAUUUAAAUAAAACCUAAGAAGAAUUAAUAAAAAUUAAUUAGUAAUAUAACUUAGAAGUUUAGGAAAAAUAAGAAAAAUUGCUAUUAUAAUAAGAUAAUUUCAAUUAGGAAAAUAACAAAAUUUAGAAAAUACUUUAAGAAUAAUAAUUAGAAAACAGAAAAUAGAAAAAUGAAUUUAAAUAAAAGCUGGAUGAGUAAAAUAGAAUUAUAAUUGAAUUGUAAAAAGAUUAAAUUGAAUGUAACAAUUAAUUAGAGUUUUUAUAAAUUUAAAAUUAAUAAUUAGCUCAAGAUUUAGAGAAAAUUAAUGAUCAAUUUAUUACAGCAAAACAAGAGUACAAUGAAUUAUUAAAUCAAGAAAAAAAUAAUUCUGAAGAUUAACAAUAAUUAAUAAAUUAAAUCAUAAAUGAAAAAAGUCAAUUGUAAUUAUAAUUAGAAGAGGCACUUUUUAAAUAAAAAACAUGCAAAUAAAGAAUUUAUCGUGUUUUAAAUAGAUAAAGAGAAUUAAUGAAUAUACAAAAUUUUGAAAUAAAAAAUAUGCUUUUAAAAAAAUUAAAAUAACUCGAAAGUGAAUGUAAAAUAAUAUUACAAAGUUUAUAUAAAGAGCAAUUGAUUAUGACAGAGAAUAAGAUUGAAAUGAUUGAAGCAGAGAAAUAGUAUGAAAUAGAAUAAAUGAAUUACGAAGUCUAAUAAAAAAUAGAAAAUAUGAAAAAUCAAUUUAAAUAAUCUGAAUUUUUAAUUUAAGAGGAAUGUCAAUUAAGGUUAAAAUAGAAAUAAUAAUAAUUUGAGUAACUUGUUAUGUCAAAAACUAAUGAUGUAGAAUUACAAAACUAAAUUUAAUUGUUGAAUUAAGAAAAUGAAGAAUUAUAGAGACAAUUGAUAAGAUAAGAAUAAUUAUUGAUGGAACAAAAAUAAAAUUAUGAAUUAGAGUUAUUUAAUCUCAAUAAAUUAAUUAAAGAAUAAUAAGAGGAAUUGUACAAAUUUAUAAUUAAUUUAGAGUAUCAUAAUAAUAGUUUUCAGAAUACACUAUGAAUAGAGAAAGGUAAUAUUUUGAAUAAAGAUAUCAGGAUCUUAAAUAGAGACAAGAUAAGAAAAUGGAAUAAAUUUAAUAAGAUUAUCAAUUUUAAAUUAAUCAAUUAGAGAACAUUGUUUAAUUACCAUAGCCAUAAAAAUCUCCAUUAAAAGUAACUCACAAAUCUCCAUUUCAAAAAUAAUCAACUUUAACAAGUAUUAUAUAGAUAUCAUUUAGCUAAUAAACAAUUAAAUUAUAGUUAACCUAUUAUAAGCACUGGAAUCCAUACUCCAAAUAAGCGAAUCUCAUAAAUAGAUAAUACAGAUAAAACAAUCGAGGAUUUAAGAUUAGAAAUUUAAUAGCAAAAAGAUAAAUUAAAUAAAAUGAAAUUAUAAUUUACUGAGAGUUAAAAAAAACCUUAUAGAAGAGCUUGA
Molecule: messenger RNA, 2987 nt
Organism: Paramecium sonneborni
Lineage: Eukaryota; Ciliophora; Oligohymenophorea; Peniculida; Parameciidae
Source: the annotation of a GenBank genome assembly